AUGCACGGACCAGCUCAUUCGGAUGAUUAUGGAUUUGUUAUCUCAUUGACACUCUUACUGCUCACAGUUUCACCUUACAUUAUCACCAUAGCAGAUACUUAUAUGUGCUUGGGGCUUUGUAUUAUUUCCUUGUCAAAUCAACGCCAGUAUCUGGCCUCUCUCCAUCAGCAACUUGAAGCAUCUUGUGCUGCAGAAGCAGCACAUGAGGACCUACAUCAACCAGAAGUUGAAGGUCUUCAACCUGAUGCGCAUAGCGACUCAUCUGAAGAUGAGCCACCUCAGGAUGGUUUAGGGGGUGGGAUAGACUACAACUAUCACGAUGGUGUGGACAAUGUAACUGGAGAGCCACAACCUGAGAAUGCAAACACGGACAUGCCUGCCCAACCAUUUCCUGAGUUGGACAACAUCUUUGAUGGGUGGGAUGAACACCUACCUGACCUCGGUCCACUAGAUGAAUUCAGCACAGACUCUGAUGAAGAAAUCUUCGAACAUCUUGGGCGGCUCAAUGUGGAGGAUUCCGAGGACUCCUCAAGUGAUGAAGAACCUCUCAUCCCUGAGGGGGAAGAUAUCAAUCUUGAUGACUGCCGACAUUCACACAAACCCCUGCCCUGCAUGGAUGACCAUCCUGCAGUCCGUAAUGCUUAUAUUCAGGCCUUUAUUUCAGCAGCCUUCUAUGAUGCUACCCACGCAGCUGUGUACCAUGACCUCAAAGGCAAGGAACACCUCCUCCACACAGCUCAACAAGCAAACCCAGAUAUUGAAUAUCCAGGCCUGGAUGAAUUUGCUCGCACCCUGCCUACCCUCCUCAAGUGCCUUGGUCUGUCUACUGACCAGUUUAUCAUAUAUUUCUUUAGCAACCCAGAGGCUGACAUCGAGAUUGACAUUGAUGACGAUUGA
This is a messenger RNA of Suillus paluster, 897 nucleotides long. RefSeq lists its product as uncharacterized. The record is from RefSeq and is a predicted model, not a curated record. Lineage: Eukaryota; Fungi; Basidiomycota; Agaricomycetes; Boletales; Suillaceae. The transcript has 4 exons. The coding region runs from base 1 to 897 and encodes 298 amino acids.